AUUGACAACUUGAUUAAAAAUUAGUUUAGUUAUUCUAUUUUAUUAUUUCAGGGUUUCACCUAAUUUAAAUGUGAAUUUCGAGGCACAGUUUUUGUUUAGUAACUUGGGCUGUAGCAAAUGGAGGGAGGUCAAAAUCCAGGGGAAUCCACAACUUUCACAACAAAAUUUUUUUUUUGUAAUUUCUAUCUAAUUUCUCACGCUAGUUUUCCUUGAGAGUUAGUGUAGUGUCAUCGAGUGCCCGAUGUUGUUGUCAUUGUUGUGAUUCGAACAAAAAAACUUACACUCCAAUUCAUCUGUCAAAACAAAAAACACGACAAUGUUUGCAAUUGCUUCGAAUUCUAUUGGUGCUGUCAUCAUCCGGACAGUGUUGUUCGCCAAAUUGGUAACAUCGCUGUUAACCACCACUAAUCGGAGCCAUUUGACAGAUGGUGCAAUGCGUUGCUACAGUUGCACUUCUACCGAAGAGGGUAGCCAAUGCGAGACGAACCCCUCCACCUUACCUCAUGGAAUAUUAGAUGGCUGCACGCGGGAAGCUUGCACGAUCGUGAGAGUAGAACAAUGGCCAUCUCAGCGUGUCAAGAGUUUCUACCGUGGAUGUGACGGGCGGACCAAAGUAUUUGAGCAGAACAAAUGCCAAAUCGAAAAGGAUGAAAGGACGUGCUUUACGGCUUGCGUGGGCGAUUUAUGCAACCACGGAAACGGCUUGGUCGACCACAUUGUUCAUUCAGGAUCGAUCCUUACCGGAUCUCGAGCUGACGGCUGGGUCUUAACGGUGACAACCGCUGUUCUCCUGGUUUUCUCCGCUAUAUUAUUAUCCGAAAAUCUGGGACAUCACCAAUGAAGAUCCUGGACGAGAGCACAAAGAAGUUGGAAUGGAAACACUCAAUCACGUUGCGCUGCCUCAAAACAAUAAAACUGAGAGUAAAGAGA
Messenger RNA from Daphnia pulicaria, 930 nucleotides. RefSeq lists its product as uncharacterized. Lineage: Eukaryota; Metazoa; Arthropoda; Branchiopoda; Diplostraca; Daphniidae. Bases 317 to 841 code for a protein of 174 amino acids. The transcript has 4 exons. The record is from RefSeq and is a predicted model, not a curated record.